AUGGCUGGCUUAGUAAAAUUGUCAAAAUUUGCACUUAAAAUUUCAAAUAAAAAUAGUUUAGGAUUAGUUUUUAGAAGUGCAAGUCAUUGGAAUAAGGACUGGAAGCCUAGUCCUUUCCCAGAAACACAAGCAGAACGUGAAGCAGCUGCUAAAAAGUAUGGAAUUCCAGUAGAACAAUAUCAACCUUAUCCUGAUGAUGGAACUGGCAAUGGAGACUAUCCAAAAUUAGCUGAUAUUUCAACGGAACGUAAAGAUCCAUAUUAUCCAUAUGAUUAUCCAGAAGUAAGACGUAAUUUUGGUGAUGCUAUGCACGUUGACACUGAUUUAUAUUCAGAAGAUCGUCACAAUAAUACACCUCAGAGAUAUUCAAUUACGUUUAUGCUAUGUUGUUUCCUCGGUUUGAUGACCGUCAGUGCUUCAAUCUUUAUUUUCUUAGAGGAUUAUAAAAUGUUCCGACCAAUUUUGCCUAAGCAGCUACCAGGCAAAGGAAAAGUACAUUACACAUUUUCACCAGUCGAUUAGACUGCAUAUUGUGAAGUGUUAAACAAUUGUAGAGUUAUGUUACUCAUUUGAAGUGAAACAGAGAAAUAAAUUAUCAAGAAAAAUAUAAUUAAUUAAUUAUGCUACAAAAAAAAGUAUGUUAAAGA
This is a messenger RNA of Chironomus riparius, 647 nucleotides long. NCBI's taxonomy places the organism in Eukaryota, Metazoa, Arthropoda, Insecta, Diptera, Chironomidae. The record is from the annotation of a GenBank genome assembly.